AUGGUCACCAUCAUCAACAACAAGGACAAGAACAACGAGAAGCAGUUCAUAUCACCGGAACUGAAACCAGAGAAGCUCUACUCCCAACUAGCAUCGAUCCCAACCAUCAGCUCAGGACGUUUCAUCAACAGGCAGCUAGAUCCGACCUCCAUUCAGCUCGAUUAUUCGAUCAGGGAUCACGGCAGACUUACCAAACUUCGAGCACGUCAAUCAUUCCACCUCAUCAAACAUUCUGACUCUUCCCAGAUCAUCAAUGGAACCCUAGAAUUCAUCGAUGCUGAGAUUAACUAUCAAUCACUCUCGCCUAGUGGCUCAAGAUUCGCCAUCUUUCGUACCCUGACCACCCCAGGCAAACCACCUAAAAAACAAUUCUAUCUCGAAAUAUGGGAGACUCGGACUAACCGCCAACUGGUUUCUCAUAAUCUGACCUCGAUCCAUCAGUCAUUCCUACUGAAUGACACCUUCGGUUAUCCAUCUUGGAACUCAUCAGAAUCUCAGAUCGCGUAUUUGGCAGAGAUCACCACUGAGAAAGAUCGUGCCUCUUGGCUGGAGAGAAACCGUUAUGUGCCCGACUUUGGGGAACAAUUAACCGGGAUCCAGUUGCCGGCAAUUUUUGUCGCAUCAAUUGAUGACUCAAUUCGGGAUUCAAAUCAGAUCUUAGCUCGAAUCGUUCAGCUGACGGACCAAUCCACUGACCUCUCAAGAUUAGUCUGGGGACAACCUGUUUUCGGACCUAAUUCUGACGAGGAAUCUGUUGAGAUAUUUUGUACGGGAUUCGCCUCACUCUCCGACCUUCGAAGGCUCGGCCUGAUCUAUUGUCAAAACCGACCAUCAACGAUUUAUCGAUUAUCAUUCAAGAUCCCUCUGAUCGAGAGAGGUACUGAUCAACAAGAUCUCAAACUUCUUCAUCCUGCGGACUUCACUUCCCAUCGCAUCUCCGAUCCAAAUCGUUCUGCCCGAUCUCCACGCGUUAUUGAAGGCAAAAUAAUCUAUCUUUCCAAUCCAAUUGGUGGUCCUCAUGCUUCGUGUGCCAGUCUCAAUAUGUAUGAACCCAAGACAAAUAAAGACAAGGUGUUAGUCGGUCCGGUCGACGAACCCGGUCCGGAUGGCCAGUUCCCUGGAUUGUAUAUCGAUGACCUGACUUCCCAACCGAUCUUAUUUGAUCCGUCUGACCCUCAGAAAGCCUCGAUAGUCACCAGCUCAAUCUGGGGCUCUUUGAAAAUGAUGUUGACGAUUGAUUUACGAAGUGGGGAAAUUAAGGCUCAUCCGCCUCCUUGUGAUGGUAGCUGUACUGUCCUUAACACGAACGGCGGCCAACAAGUACUGUGCGUCAUCAGUCAAACUGACUCCUCGCCUCAAGUUUGGAUCGGUAAAUUAGAAGAGGAUUCUCAGUUUUCCUGGCAAAAAGUGACUCAUCUGGAAGCCUCAGCAGAUGUUCAAUCUCAGCUGUCUAACUUGAAGUCUCAAAUUAUCAAAUUGCCCCCAAACGAUCUCGGUCCUACUGAAAUCGUCCUUACCUCACCUACAUCCGACUUGCUCCGCUCACGCAGAGAGAGAAAAACUUCCUUGAUUAUUCUUCCUCAUGGUGGACCGCAUUCUACGUCUCUUAACGAAUUUUCACCCUCAACAGCUGCCAUGGCUUUAUUGGGACAUUCUAUUGCGUAUAUUAACUAUCCAGGCUCACUUGGAUUCGGACAGAAAUGGGUAGAAGAUUUACCUAAACGACUAAGCGUAGCAGAUGUUGAUAGCUGUAAAUUAGCCUUGGAUCAUUUGCUCUCAUUGGAUCUGAUUAAAGAACUCGAGAUCGGCCAUCGAAUCUUUGUGAAUGGUGGAUCUCAUGGUGGAUUUAUCACUGCUCAUUUGACUAGUAGAUAUCCAGAGUUAUUCGCCGCUGCUUGUAUGAGGAAUCCGGUGGUUGAUUUGGUCGGCACUGCGAGUGGUGGAAGUGAUAUCCCGGAUUGGUCAUACGCAGAAGCAAAUAUCAAUUUUCCUCUAUUAUUGAGUGGAUUGGGCAGCAAUGAUGAGGAGAUCGGCAAAGUUUCAGUGAACGAGAUCGAUUUCAAAAUUUUAAGAGACAGAUCACCAAUAAAAUUCAUCCAGAACGUUAAGACGCCCACCUUAAUUUUGUUGGGUAAUCAGGAUCGAAGAGUAUCGAAUCAACAGGGAUUGGCUUGGUAUCAUGGCUUGAAAAGCUUGAAAACUGAAGCAGAAUUGGUGUUGUUUGAAGACAAUUCUCAUCCGUUAAACUCGAUAUACGCCGAAUUGAAUUCUUUUAUGAUUUGGUUUGAAUUUCUUGAUAGUCGUUGAUCAUCUCAUCUUCUCUCUCGCAAAUCAUGUUGCUCCUAUAGACAAUAAAAAUACACAAAAAUAGAAAACUAACUUUUCUUCUCACAUGGCAUUAUAAGACUGUUUUUUUGUACGUACGUGUCUAUUUUCUAAUUUCAGAUUUGACAAGGUUGCUGUAUUUAGAGAACACACCUCCACAUGUCUUAUUAUCAUUGUAGGUAGGUACUUGUAUUGUCCUGAAAAUAUGUAUAGCAAGACCAAGAUUACAAUACUCAU
Messenger RNA from Puccinia graminis f. sp. tritici CRL 75-36-700-3, 2562 nucleotides. RefSeq lists its product as uncharacterized. The record is from RefSeq and is a predicted model, not a curated record. Bases 1 to 2307 code for a protein of 768 amino acids. Gene Ontology annotation, biological process: proteolysis. NCBI's taxonomy places the organism in Eukaryota, Fungi, Basidiomycota, Pucciniomycetes, Pucciniales, Pucciniaceae. Gene Ontology annotation, molecular function: serine-type endopeptidase activity. The transcript is spliced from 6 exons.